AUGAGUGGACGCAAAACCAGCUCCUAUACCUUGACAGAAGAGUCGCCGGAAUCAACCUCAACAAUUCAGGAUAUACGAGAGGAAGACCAAGUUGCUCCAGGGCCCCAGCAAGAAGCACCUAAACAGUCACAUAUCCAAAAAUGGUUAAGCGAUCAUCCUAAAGUAUACGCAGUUUUAUCUUGGAUAUGGAAAUUUUGGUUGAAACAGUGGUUUCUCAUAUGUUUGGGCCCUGCGGUUGCUCUAGCUCAUGCAUACCCAAAUUUUGCCAGACAUGAUGGAACCAUUAGGUCAGAGUAUACUAUCAACUACGGAGCCGUAGCUAUCAUAUUCUUCAUCUCUGGUCUUACUAUGAAAACCAAAGACUUUUUGAAGAACUUUGGACACUGGAGAGCCCAUUUCACAGUGUUAAGCUGCUCGUUUCUACUUACUUCUUCUAUCAUUUACGGUAUAGCGUGCGGUAUAAGAGCUGCUCAUGAUUCCAAUAUCGAUGACUGGAUGUUAGCAGGACUUAUUGUUACCGCAUGUUGUCCAACCACUGUGAGUAGUAACGUUGUCAUGACAGAACAAGCUCAUGGUAAUGUUUUCUUGAGUAUUUGCGAAGUUAUUAUUGGCAAUGUUUUAGGGGGUUUCAUCACACCUGCUCUGGUGCAAAUGUAUCUGACAGGUAGCUGGGAUUUUGCCAAUCCUGCACUUGAUAGUUCGGUUACCGAUGUUUAUCGAAACGUGAUGCAACAGGUAGGUUGUGCUGUGUUUGUGCCUGUCUUUGUGGGCCAAGUCCUGCAGAAUCUCUUUCCUGCAAAAGUCAAAUGGUGUGCAGUUAAAUUCAGACUUAGCAAAGUUGGCACAUUCAUGUUAUUGUUAAUUAUGUGGGCCUCUUUUUCGACAGCAUUCUAUCAAGAUGCAUUUACCUCAGUCCCAAGUGCAUCGAUUAUAUUUCUUUGUUUUUUCAACUUGGGUAUCUAUCUAUUUUUCACUGUGAUUUGCUACCUCUAUUCUCGGCCAAGAUUUCUCCUUUCAAUUUUCCAUGACGAACCGACUCCUCAACAUUCGAAAUAUUACCGAUGGGGCUAUAAGACCUUUAGACCUUUUUACUACAAUAGACCUGACACAGUUUCUGUUAUGCUUUGUGGAGCUGCCAAGACUGCUGCUUUGGGUGUUUCUCUGGUUACCUCUCAAUAUGGAGAGGAUAGCCCACAUUUAGGACAGUUACUUGUUCCUCUAGUCCUGUAUCAAUCUGAACAGGUUGCUGCCGCUCAGGUACUAGUGCCAUUUAUGAAGAGAUGGAUUCAUUCUGACCCCGAGUACGUUGAUAAAGAUGGCAAUAUGCCAAACAAAUACCCACAAGGUAAUGACGAAGAAGUAUCCACCAGUGGUUCCAAGUAA
Messenger RNA from Komagataella phaffii GS115, 1383 nucleotides. Its product is annotated as Putative transporter, member of the SLC10 carrier family. Gene Ontology annotation, cellular component: plasma membrane. NCBI's taxonomy places the organism in Eukaryota, Fungi, Ascomycota, Pichiomycetes, Pichiales, Pichiaceae. The coding region runs from base 1 to 1383 and encodes 460 amino acids. The record is from RefSeq and is a predicted model, not a curated record. The transcript has a single exon.